This is a messenger RNA of Perca flavescens (yellow perch), 2193 nucleotides long. It is a transcript of the gene c1qtnf6a, whose product is annotated as C1q and TNF related 6a. The record is from RefSeq and is a predicted model, not a curated record. Bases 149 to 886 code for a protein of 245 amino acids. The transcript has 3 exons. NCBI's taxonomy places the organism in Eukaryota, Metazoa, Chordata, Actinopteri, Perciformes, Percidae. Gene Ontology annotation, molecular function: protein binding.
AUGGAACUGGGAGGGACCGGUAGGACACAACUCCACACAUCUCACACAGAAACCGGGAGAGGGAGAGAGGGCAGCUGACUCGUCCGUCCUCUGUGGGUCUCACCGGACUGAAGCGGCUGCUGAGACGUGGACGAGUGUAGGCACAGCUAUGUUGGGCGUCCUCAUCCUUGUGUCCCUCCCCUCGCUGGUGGCCCUGGUGCCUCCUCCGGUCCCCUGCAGGCACUGCUGUGAUCACCUGGAGCCAGAAGAGGGCAGCGGAGCCCAGCCUCCCACAGGACGGUUCAACCAUGUGCCAGAGGUCCGCACCUACAUCAACAUGACCAUCCUCAAAGGUGACAAAGGAGAACGUGGCGACAGAGGAACACCGGGUAAAGCUGGACAAGAAGGCCCUCCAGGCUCCAGUGGUCCCAUGGGCUCAAAAGGCACAAAGGGCCAGGCAGGUCUCCCAGGAGACCCCUGCAAAGUCCACUACUCCGCCUUCUCCGUCGGCCGCCGCAAAUCCCUCCACAGCCUGGAGUCCUACCAGGCGCUUGUGUUUGACACAGUCUUCGUCAACCUUGACGACCACUUUAACAUGUUCAAUGGGAAGUUCCUCUGCCAAGUCCCGGGGAUCUACUUCUUCAACGUCAACAUCCACACGUGGAACUUCAAAGAGACUUAUCUACACAUCAUGCACAACGAGACCGAGCAGGCCAUCGUGUACGCCCAGCCCAGCGACCGCUCCAUCAUGCAGAGUCAGAGCGUGAUGCUGCAGCUGGAGCUGAAAGACGAGGUGUGGGUCCGCCUGUACAAGAGGGAGAGGGAGAACGCAGUUUACAGUGAUGAUGUAGAUGUCUAUAUCACUUUUAAUGGAUACCUCAUCAAAGGCAGUAUAGAGGGAAACUGAAUGAGAGAGGGAAGGCAAGGCCGAGGAUGAGACUGUUGAGCUCAGUUGGAUGGAAAGCAAACAAAUUGAAGUGACAUGGCAGCAGAAUGCUUAAAAGAUUCAAAAAAAAGUUGAUUUCACCGUGGUGCUGGAAUUUAAAAUGGUUGCCCAGAGAAUGAGCAAUACCUCUUUAAAGAAGAAAUACACUGAGUACCUUCAUCAUCCUGAUAGAAAAUUGUCAGAAUUUUGAAAGCAGAUUCAUUCUCUUUAUACUGCAUACAUGUCACAACAACACGCAUGGUUUCAUUAAAGGAAUAGUCCAACAUUUUGGGAAAUAAGCUAAUUUGUUUUCUUAUACCGACUCUAACCUAGUGGAAUCGAUCUUCUCGUCUAACUCGCCAAGAAGUGUAUUUCUUAAUGCGAGUCAGUCCUAAAUGUGUAAAACUGGAUGGAUUAAAUAUAAUAAUAUUAUUUUUAGAGAUUAAGCCCAGAGGGCAAUUCAAAAAGACAUCAUCUGUUUACUUUCGGUGACAGAAAAUGCAAAUUGAAAGAUGUCUGAUAUUGAAUAUUCUCACUCUGUAAUGAAGAAACUAACCAGUGGUUUGUGUAGGCUAAUAGAACGUGGUAAGAAGACACUUGGUUUCAUUUACAAUGGGGACUGAUAUUGAGUUUUCUAUGUGGUGCUAAUACAUGGUGCUAACUGAACUUUUACUGUGUAUGGAUUUGAGUUUGAGAAACUGCAGGAAACAUAAUGUUCUCACUCAAUAAAAUGUAAAGGAAGCUGUAGGUAGGAUUGUGAAGAUCAAGGAUGUAGCCAAAGAAUUUGAACAUCGACAACUUCCCAGUCCCUCACCCCUUUCUGCUAAACGGUCUCCUAAGCCCCUCCCCCCACAAGGGAGAAUGAAUGCGUGUGCCUGAGCAGUGAUUGACACACAGUUAGAAGUCUAUAUAAAUCUUACCUACUGCAUCUUUAACGUAUUGGAUUAACUUUGAUAUUUUAAUACUAAAUUAUGUUUUACUUUUAAAGUGUACUUGAGAGUUUAUCAGAAGGUGCUUAUUCCCCCCAUUUUGCUUGUUUCUAAUCGCUUCUAUUCAGUCUGACAUGUUUACCUUUUGAUUUUAACCAAAAAUGCUAUGUAUUAAUGCAGUUAUUCCAAUUUUAUAAUACUCUUAAUUGUAGUAAUUACACUACUGUGUUUGUACAUUGUUGACACUGAUAUUAAAGUUGUGUUUCAGCCACAAAUUUAAUGCAGUUCCUCACUGUGACUCAGUAUUUGAAAUGCGCUCACUUUCGGUCAAAACUUUUAAAAUAAAACAAGCAAAACAGA